GCAUGCAGGCACGGUAGCUAAACCGAAACUCUUGUGAUACCAUGUCCAGAAAAUAGUCCGCGUCAAGUUUAAACUGCGGAGCUUUUUUUUUCUCUCGUUGUGGUUCGUCUCGUCCUCUCUGUCCCAGCAUGUUUUCUUCGGCUUGGAACUUUGUGAAACGCCACAGAAGGAAAUUCAUUUUCGCCGGAGCUGUAGUUGGAGGCGUUUACUUCCUGGGUAAAUAUGCCCAGAAGAAGAUGAGGGAGAUCCAGGAGAGGGAGGCGGCCGAGUACAUCGCCCAGGCCAGACGACAGUUCCACUUCGAGAGCAACCAGAGGACCUGCAACAUGACCGUGCUGUCCAUGCUCCCCACAUUGAGAGAAGCCAUCAUCCACCAGCUCAACUCAGAAAGCCUCACCGCUCUACUCAGGACCAAACCGGCCAACAAGCUGGAGAUCUGGGAGGACCUGAAAAUCAUCAGUUUCACCCGCAGCAUCGUGGCGGUGUACAGCACCUGCAUGCUGGUGGUUUUACUGCGAGUGCAGCUCAACAUCAUCGGUGGAUACCUCUACCUGGACAACUCUGUGGGCAAGAGCACAGCGACUCCCCUGGCUCCUCCAGACGUCCAGCAGCAGUAUCUGUCCAGCAUCCAACACCUGCUGGGAGACGGCUUGACAGAGUUGAUGACAGUGGUAAAGAGAGCGGUGCAGGACUCGUUGGGAGGGCUGUCUCUGAAGCAGAGCCUGUCCCUGCUGGAGCUGGAGCAGCAGCUGAGCUGGAUCAGGGCGGAGGUGGAGGGCUCGACCGAGCGCCCGCUGUCCUGGUACAUGAUGUCAGACGAGGAGAGCACGCUGGCCGACCAGGCAUGCGGGCUGACAGAAAACGAUGUCAUAACCAUCAAACUGUUAAACGAGACCAGAGACAUGUUGGACAGUCCAGACUUCAGCACCGUCCUCAACACCUGUCUGAACCGCGGCUUCUCUCGUCUCCUUGACAACCUGGCCGAGUUCUUCCGCCCGCCUCCCGGUGACUCCGCCCUCAGCUCCGCUCCUGAUAGUCUGUCUGCCAUCAGUCUGCCGCUGGCGAAGAUCAUCCCCAUCAUGAACGGUCAGAUCAACACCAUCUGCAGUGAGACUCCCAGCCACUUUGUGCAGGACCUGCUGAUGAUCGACCAGGUGAAGGAGUUUGCGGCGAACGUGUACGAGACCUUCAGCACACCGCAGGAGCUGCAGAAGUAAACCACCAGACGGGAGGAGAGGAGGAGGAGGAGGAGGAGGACCUGAGAGGAAGAGGAGGAGGGACACAAACCACAGAGAUUGUUAAUCCCUCCGUCCCUGCGUGUGACAGUUUUCUCCUCGACUUCCUGCUGACUUUCUCUCUCAGACGCCGAAGCGUCCGCCUCCGUCUGUGGACAGCGCCAUGUUGGAUUUGGAUUUGGGAAGCGCUUCUGGGAAGGAGGAGGGCCUGUGGUCGCUCUGAGCCAGCUGCAUCUUGGGAAGUGAAGUCUUACUGGGCCGGGGAUGAAUACACCCUGAGAGCUGGAAGUAAGAGGGACAAACUACAACUCCCAAAAAACAGUGGCAGAGAAUUACAGUCACUACCGCACAGAGAUUAUGUUGAAGCAAUGUCGGAUAUUUCUGUUGAUUUUUUUUUUCUUUUUUUCUUUUUACUAUCACUUCAUCGCAAAGAUCUCCAUGUUAACAAGUCAUUUAGUCAUUUAUUCAGUGUUAAAAUCUUGUUUUUCUUCAUACAAAGUCAAAA
Myripristis murdjan (pinecone soldierfish) is the source of this 1740-nucleotide messenger RNA. It is a transcript of the gene pex3, whose product is annotated as peroxisomal biogenesis factor 3. Gene Ontology annotation, cellular component: peroxisomal membrane. The record is from RefSeq and is a predicted model, not a curated record. Gene Ontology annotation, biological process: protein import into peroxisome membrane. The transcript is spliced from 12 exons. NCBI's taxonomy places the organism in Eukaryota, Metazoa, Chordata, Actinopteri, Holocentriformes, Holocentridae. Gene Ontology annotation, molecular function: protein-macromolecule adaptor activity. The coding region runs from base 129 to 1217 and encodes 362 amino acids.